Molecule: messenger RNA, 1839 nt
Organism: Aegilops tauschii subsp. strangulata
Lineage: Eukaryota; Viridiplantae; Streptophyta; Magnoliopsida; Poales; Poaceae
Source: RefSeq, a predicted model, not a curated record
AUGCCCCAGCUGGUCUCCGUCAACCAAAGCGCCUUCAUCGCCGGGAGAUGCGUGCAUGACAACUUCCUGUUGGUUCAACAGACGGCACGGCAACUGCACAAUCUCAAACUACCUCGGUUACUCCUCAAGCUGGAUAUCGCGAAGGCAUUCGAUACUAUCUCAUGGCCCUUCCUCCUCGAGGUCCUCCGGCAUCUUGGGUUCGGGAGAAGGUGGUGUGAAUGGAUCUGCAUUCUUGUCUCCACUGCCUCCUCGCGCAUUCUCCUCAACGGGAACCCAGGCCCUCUGGUCGACCAUGCGCACGGCCUUCGGCAAGGCGACCCGGCCUCCCCGCUCCUCUUCGCGAUCGUCAUCGACACCCUUAACUCUCUGUUGCAGUACGCCGUGCGCUCCGGCCUGCUCCAGCGGCUCACGCCCCGCCAUGCGGCAUCCAGCAUCUCGAUGUUUGCCGACGAUGUGGUCAUUUUCUGCCAUCCAACGACCCAGGAUUUGACAGCCAUCCGCGAGCUGCUCCGUGUGUUUGGAGAAGCUUCGGGCCUCCGCACCAACUUCCUCAAGUGCUCCGCCACUCCCAUUCGGUGCGAUGAUACCGUGGCCGAGGCUGUGGGCUCUACCCUGGCCUGCGUGGUCACCACCUUCCCCAUCGUCUACCUUGGGCUCCCUCUCUCGCUCCGCAAGACACCCACCUCAACCCUCCUCCCCUUGCUGGACAAGCUCACCAAGAAGCUGGCUACCUGGAAAGCCGCGCUCCUCUCGCGCGCUGAGCGGCUCGCCCUCGUGCGGCAUGUCCUCUCGGUUAUGCCUGUUCAUAUCCUUUUCGCCAUGGCCAUCAACCCGACAAUCCUCAAAAGAGUCCAUGGGAUCAUUCGCGACUUCCUAUGGCAUGGGCGGAAGGAUGCCAACUCCAGCUGUUGCCUCGUCAACUGGAGGCGUGUUUGCCUCCCUCUCGAGUAUGGUGGGUUGGGUGUGCGUGAUCUGCACCUCACCGGCAUCUCCCUUCGCGCUAGAUGGCUUUGGUUUCAGGCCACAGAUCCCGACCGCCCCUGGCACCACCUGGAGGUGCCGUGCGACGCGGAGACCAGCCAUCUCCGAGUUCGCCCCCGAGCUGCUUGCUCUCGUCCGCGGCGUAGGCGCCGGGUCUCCGACGGCCUUACCCAGCAGGCUUGGAUUCGUGACAUCCAUGGCAGCCUGGGGCCUGUCGAGGUGGUCCAAUACAUUGAUCUCUGGCGCCGCUUGCAUGGAAUCCAGCUUUCUAGCACCCCGGACACCAUCAGCUGGAAAUGGUCGGCGAAUGGCAUCUACUCUGCCAACUCCUGCUACAAGGCGCUCUUCCUCGGCUCCACGUCCCCUUCCGCUUGGCGUCAGAUCUGGAAGGGGUGGGCUCCUCUUUCCUACAAGUUCUUCCUUUGGCUCGCAUCCCUUGAUCGGUGCUGGACUGCGGAGCGUCAUGCGCGUCACGGCCUUGCACACGAUCCGGAGUGCAUAUUUUGUUCCCAGGAGCUUGAGACUAUCGACCAUCUCCUAGUGGGGUGCGUCUUCUCGCGGAUCACUUGGCAUGAGAUUCUCUCUUGGUGUCAACUUGUUGCAACCCCCAUGCUUGGCUCGACCCCCUUCUUCGACGGGUGCUUGCAGGCCACGGCGGCUUCCCCAGGCGGCCUCAGACGUGGACUAAACUCCAUCAUCGCCCUCACGGCUUGGGAGAUCUGGAAACACAGGAAUGCGGCCAUCUUUGAUGGUGUCCGUCCUUCCACUGACGAGCUUGUGCAACUGAUCAAAGAUGAGGCUCGCCGUUGGGCUAAGGCCGGCGACAAAGGUCUAGAUAGGAUCAUCCCUGUAACUUGA